AUGCCUUGCUUGAUGCCGUCGGUUCGACCGACGUUCGCCGCGCACUGCCUCGUGCUCGCCCUGCGCUCGCCGGUCUUCAAGGCGGAGCUCUGCGGCCCCAUGCGGGAGCUCGGCGGGGCAGCGCAGCCCAUCGCCGUCGAGGACAUGCAGCCGGAGGUGUUCCGGGCCAUGCUCCACUUCAUCUACACCGACUCCAUGGAUCGCAGCGACGACGACCUCGGGAGGGACUACCACGGCAGGAACUGCGACAUGGUCCGGCACCUGCUGAUGGCGGCGGACAGGUACGCCAUUGAGAGGCUCAAGCUGACCUGCCAGAGCAUCCUCUGCCGCAACCUGGACGUCAAGAACGUGGCGACGACGCUUGCCUUGGCCGAUUAG
This is a messenger RNA of Panicum virgatum (switchgrass), 378 nucleotides long. Its product is annotated as BTB/POZ and MATH domain-containing protein 2-like. Gene Ontology annotation, biological process: protein ubiquitination. Bases 1 to 378 code for a protein of 125 amino acids. NCBI's taxonomy places the organism in Eukaryota, Viridiplantae, Streptophyta, Magnoliopsida, Poales, Poaceae. Gene Ontology annotation, molecular function: protein binding. The record is from RefSeq and is a predicted model, not a curated record. The transcript has 2 exons.